Molecule: messenger RNA, 2227 nt
Organism: Lynx canadensis (Canada lynx)
Lineage: Eukaryota; Metazoa; Chordata; Mammalia; Carnivora; Felidae
Gene: GUF1
Product: GUF1 homolog, GTPase
Exons: 17
Coding region: 178-2187 (669 amino acids)
Biological process (GO): positive regulation of translation
Cellular component (GO): mitochondrion
Molecular function (GO): GTPase activity; mitochondrial ribosome binding; GTP binding
Source: RefSeq, a predicted model, not a curated record
CCGGAGUCACUAGUUGGGCGGAGUUGUUCCCGGCAGCUUUUCUUUUCCGCCGGUGUGAAACGGUUUAGGUCUUUUUCGCUGGAUCUUAGCCGGGGGCAUCUUGUAGGAAAUCGCGCUACCGGCGAUGGCGCAGAACUGUCUCGAGGUGCAGACCUGACGCCUCCGUCGCGCGAAGGGAUGUGGACUCUUGUGGGUCGGGGCUGGUCGCACGGCCGCGCGCUGGCAGUGUGGGCCGCAGGGACCGCACAGCGGGGGCGCCUGGAGCCUCUUCCCACGCCGACCCGUGGGGCCCCUGCCGAGUUCAGGGCUUGGGACAGGCUCUACACCUCGGCUGAGCGCAAGGAAAAAAUUGACAUGUCUAGAUUCUCUGUUGAAAAUAUUAGAAAUUUCAGUAUCAUUGCACAUGUGGAUCAUGGCAAAAGUACUUUAGCUGACAGGCUCCUGGAACUAACAGGCACAAUUGAUAAAACAAAAAAUAAUAAGCAGGUUCUUGACAAAUUGCAAGUGGAGCGAGAAAGAGGAAUCACUGUUAAAGCACAGACAGCAUCUCUUUUCUAUAAUUGGGAAGGGAAGCAGUACCUUUUAAAUCUCAUUGAUACACCGGGCCAUGUGGAUUUUAGUUAUGAAGUAUCCAGGUCCCUCUCUGCAUGCCAGGGUGUUUUACUUGUGGUUGAUGCAAAUGAGGGUAUUCAAGCCCAAACUGUAGCAAACUUCUUUCUUGCCUUUGAAGCACAGCUAUCGGUAAUUCCAGUUAUAAACAAGAUCGAUCUGAAGAAUGCUGAUCCUGAAAGGGUUGAAAAACAAAUUGAAAAAGUGUUUGAUAUUCCAAGUGAUGAAUGUAUUAAGAUUUCUGCUAAACUUGGAACAAAUGUUGAAAGAGUUCUUCAGGCAGUCAUUGAAAGAAUACCUCCUCCCAAAGUACAUCGCAAAAACCCCCUGAGAGCUUUGGUAUUUGACUCCACCUUUGACCAGUAUAGGGGCGUGAUAGCCAAUGUAGCGUUAUUUGAUGGAGUGGUUUCCAAAGGAGAUAAAAUUGUAUCUGCACAUACUAAAAAGAUACAUGAAGUUAAUGAAGUAGGAGUUCUGAAUCCUAAUGAGCAGCCAGCACAUAAACUAUAUGCAGGACAGGUGGGCUAUCUGAUUGCUGGGAUGAAAGAUGUCACUGAAGCACAAAUAGGAGAUACAUUGUAUUUACAUAAACAACCAGUGGAGCCCUUGCCUGGGUUUAAAUCAGCGAAACCAAUGGUAUUUGCAGGAAUGUACCCUAUAGACCAAUCUGAAUAUAAUAAUCUGAAGAGUGCUAUAGAAAAACUGACUAUAAAUGAUUCCAGUGUGACGGUUCAUCGAGAUAGUAGCCUUGCCUUAGGUGCUGGCUGGAGGUUGGGAUUUCUUGGACUUUUGCACAUGGAAGUUUUCAAUCAGCGACUAGAACAAGAAUAUAAUGCUUCUGUAAUUUUGACAACCCCUACUGUUCCAUAUAAAGCUGUUCUUUCAUCAGCAAAAUUGAUAAAGGAAUACAGAGAAAAGGAAAUUACAAUCAUCAAUCCUGCACAAUUCCCUGAAAAAUCAAAAGUAUCAGAAUAUUUGGAGCCAGUUGUUUUGGGUACCAUUAUCACACCAGAUGAAUAUACUGGGAAAGUAAUGAUGCUUUGCCAGGCUCGAAGAGCAGUUCAGAAGAAUAUGAUAUUUAUUGAUCAAAAUAGAGUUAUGCUUAAAUAUCUUUUCCCUUUGAAUGAAAUUGUGGUGGAUUUUUAUGAUUCUUUGAAAUCCCUGUCUUCUGGAUAUGCUAGUUUUGAUUAUGAAGAUGCAGGCUACCAGACUGCAGAACUUGUAAAAAUGGAUAUUCUGCUGAACGGAAAUAUUGUAGAGGAGCUGAUAACUAUUGUUCACAAAGACAAAGCACACUCUGUUGGCAAAGCCAUAUGUGAACGUCUGAAGGAUUCUCUUCCUAGGCAACUGUUUGAGAUAGCAAUUCAAGCUGCUAUUGGAAGUAAAAUUAUUGCAAGAGAAACUGUGAAAGCCUAUAGGAAAAAUGUUUUGGCAAAAUGUUAUGGUGGUGAUAUUACCCGAAAAAUGAAACUUUUGAAGAGACAAGCAGAAGGAAAGAAAAAACUGAGGAAAGUUGGCAACAUUGAAGUUCCAAGAGAUGCUUUUAUAAAAGUUCUAAAGACACAAUCUGAUAAGUAAUUGUUGGAAAAAAAAUACAAUGAAUUUUCAUAAAUUAAAA